UUUAAAUCACAAAUCAAUUUUAUUGAAGAAAAAAAAAAGCUGUCAUCGUUCUGAGUUGGGGUUUCGAGCUCUAAUGGCUGCACAUGCGACAUCGGAGGCGGUCGUGAAUAUACCGGCGACGCAAUUUGAUUCUCAGGUCACAGAGCCGUUUGGUGUGACUCUUGUGGUUCGGCAUCUUCCUGAUGGAAUCCCUCAUGAUCUCGUCUCUCGGCUCUUUUCUCAGUACGGAGCUUCUGCUGUUCGUCCUUGCUCCGGUGGAAAAUUGAGAAAUGCUGCAUUUGUGGAUUUCAAGAAUGAAGCUUUUGCUUCUCAAGCACAUCGUCAGUUAAAUGGGCUGAGGUUUCUUGGUAAGGUUCUACAAGUACAGAGAGCCAAUAAACCUAAUGAGAACAAGAAGUCUCGACAAAUCGAAGAAUCUAUGGUCAAGGGAAAUGCUUUCUCUACAGUUAGCACCAACAGUGAUUUAAAAUCUGAGCAGACAAUUUCUGGCGAACCGAUAGCUCCAAAACUCGGCAUAAACUAUCCAUUUCCUCCUCACCUGCAAUAUGCUUACCCACCACCUGAUGAAAAUAUAUUAGCCAACAUUACUAAUGCACUUAUCGCUGUCCCACCGUUAUACACCCAGGUGCUGCAUCUGAUGAACAAAAUGAAUCUUCCCCCUCCUUUUCGCCUUGCCCUGCCGACGCCACCUCUACCUAAAACUGCCCCCCAACCAACUGAGUUGGAGCAUCAAUCUAGUAGCGAGUCAGAGAUGGAAUCUGAUGAGGAUACAGGUACAUCAAAAUCAGGAAGGAAGCGUGCUAGACAUGAGAAUCUUGUUGGUCCUGGUGUGGACAAGGAUGCGCCGCAUGAGACUGUUGGAUUGAAACCUUCUUCUUUGACCCCAAAGGAGAUCCCUCGAAUAAGAAAGAAUACGCAUGUUAUGCAGAUCAAGAUUACCCCAAAAGUUGCACAAGACGAAUAUAAAGAGGACAGUGAGAAUGAAGAUCCUGCAGACGAGCCCAAAGAAGAAGAAUAUUCAAACUUGAAUCCCUUUGUGAGUUUAGAGGAGUUGGAGAAAGGAAGGUUACCUCCAGAGGAUAUUCUUUCACUGCCUAUGUUCAAGAACUACACAGCUGGGAAUCCAUCGGUUGUGCUGUAUAUCAAAAACCUUGCCAAAGAUGUUGUUAGUGAUGAUUUCUAUUACAUAUUUGGGUCACAAUUUGAAAGCAUUGAAGCAGCUAAAUCCAGUCUUGGUGUGAGGCUGAUGCAGGAAGGAAGAAUGAGAGGGCAAGCUUUUUUGACAUUUCCAUCUGUUGAAGUCGCACAUCGUUCUCUGAAUCUUGUAAAUGGUUUUGUGUUCAAAGGAAAACCAAUGAUAAUCCAGUUUGGCAGGAAUCCUGGAUCAGCCAAGCCAAACGAAUGAUGAUUUAUAUAUAUCGAAAGUUUUUGACUUUUUGAGGAUUAGCUGCUAAUUCUUAUUGUGGAUCAUUAUGUAACUCUGACUCUCAGAUUAAAAAGUCAAUUAAUAUAUCGCUGUCUAAUA
This is a messenger RNA of Camelina sativa (false flax), 1525 nucleotides long. RefSeq names its product U11/U12 small nuclear ribonucleoprotein 65 kDa protein. Gene Ontology annotation, cellular component: U12-type spliceosomal complex. Gene Ontology annotation, molecular function: pre-mRNA intronic binding; U12 snRNA binding; protein binding. The record is from RefSeq and is a predicted model, not a curated record. NCBI's taxonomy places the organism in Eukaryota, Viridiplantae, Streptophyta, Magnoliopsida, Brassicales, Brassicaceae. Gene Ontology annotation, biological process: mRNA splicing, via spliceosome.